UAUAUGUUAAGUGACACAAAUACUUAUUUUUGAGAGAUGUACUAAGGAGUUUGAGAAAGAAAAUGCCUUUUGCAGGAGAACCUUGAUAUUCUACUCUUUGCACGAAUGGUUUUGAGAAACACACACUGUUUUGAAAAAUUUAAUUCUGAUGUGGGAAAUGUAACAAAAUGACUGCGAGCACAGGAAAAUACUUGUUUGGGAAGACAAGAGCUGACCCGAAGAAAGGGUAAGUCACAUGAGCGUGAUUUCCAAUUUUUCGACAUUCUCAGUUGUGCUGGUAUUGAGUAACCGAAACGGUUGACACCGGUUAGCUGUUUAAAAAGAGGAGCAGCCUUUAGAAGCAACUGGAAGAAACAUUUGUAUCUCACUAAGGUGUAACAAUGAAAACUGCGGUGUGUGCCGUUCUCCUCUUGCUGGCUUUUUCUCAAGGCCAAUCUUUCCGUCAGUGCAUGAACAUGGCUGUGUGUCAGGGCUACAUCAAAACACCCGGCGCAUUCGCUAAUUGCUGCAGCACAGACCUCUGCAACUGAACGCCUUGACUAGCAGUCACUUUGCAAAACGCUGUUUGCUUUUUGCUCAUCUCACAUGCAAAUAAAGGCUAUUUCCUCUGAGUGGAAACAAUUAUUUCAAGUAAUUUGCCACCUCACGCCUAGAUAGAUCAGUAAAGAGACUAGUUAGAAACAACUUAGUGUGAUUUUUGCAGUAAAUAUCUCAAUUCUACACUCCGCCAGGUUUUUGUGCCUUAAAAAAAUACACUAAGAUUUAUCAUAUUAAAUUAGAAAGGAAAAAACACAAUGAUCAUCAAAACAAGCAGAUCCAAAGCCAUAAUGAUCGAAAUUUCCUGAAUCGUAUUGCCAACUGCAUUAGUUGGAUAUACCCCACACCAGAUUGGCACCCCACAAACUUUACCAACUAGGUCUGAAAAUCUAACAAUAACCACUUCAUGGCAUCACUCACUACUCUGUUCACAUGCAUCAGUUCAUGCGAUCCACCCCAUGCAGCAAAUAGUUGGAUGGACCUUUUUCAGUUACUUUAAGGAUUUUGAAAUAAUACUAAUUCAGUAGUACAUUAGGUGAUGUUUUUUUGUGAAUAACCAGAAACCCAAAGAAACCUUACUUGACAUUUGGUGACGGCAAUCCUAGUACUACGCACUCCAAUAAACAGCAUGGAGAGAACCAACCGUCUUGUUUUACGAGGUGAACCACAUUGACUGGGGCUUCCCCUAAUAGCGAGACCCCAGGAAACAUGGUGGAAACAACCAUCUGGAGCCUGGAGCUUGAGAUUCCCACCAACAUUUACGAUUUGUAUAUUACAUGCACGGCGGUCCUGACAUACUGUAAGACAUUUCAAUGCUACAAAUUCAAUUCAUACAACUUGAGUCGCCCAUCUAUGCUAAUCUCUCUGAAUGUGUUGCGGAUCUGAUUCUUUCUAGUUAGGGUCAAGGGUAAAACAUUAUUCCAUGUUUUUGUCAUAACACAUUUUUAAUUUUCAACCUCAGCCCUCUAAUGAGCAAAUGCAUUUUAUGAUACUGUUCAUAUGUCUCCCUCAUUAAGACAAGUGUUGUAAAACACGUGCUAGUGGAAUCCCAGCAUGAGAGCGCAAGUUUGAAGUAGCAAGGCAACGUUGGCUCCUCGUAAGCACAGCGGGACGUUCGGCAGCUCAAGCGAGCCUCAUAUUAUGCCCCUGACCUGCAGAGGAUUUCCUCAGAUUUUCCAAUGCAUCAUUUUCCUUCUUGCCUCUGGGACAAGAAUGCAGGCUACUGUGCCACAUAGGAACCUGCUCGUCCUCCUCUUUGUCUCUGGUGUAUGUACCAAAAAGCUCCUUCAAGGUUCCAACCAUGACAGCAAGGAUGGGAUGGCCUGGCUUGAGACUUUUCCGAGGGCGAGGUGCACGUCCCGCUGCUUGAGUUUGCACAGCGUGGCAACACUGCAGAACAAUGGAUCAUUAUUCUGGUGUCGUAGUCAUAAAGAGUGCGCAAAGUGCCUGAAUCCCUGUCUAGACGCUUGGUCCACAAAAACCAAGAGCAAUUGCAAAGAGUCAUGUGAGAAAUCGUUUCCCGUGGGCCACUGGGAAUGUGUGGCCAGCUGUGAGUUCCUCCAGACGUUGAUGAAGGUGAAGCAAGGUGGCUGUCCACCUCCGAACAGGGCCACUGGCUUCGCGGCUGCCUGCGUGGACGGCUGUGAUCGCGAUGCACAAUGUCCAGCUCAGAAGAAGUGCUGCUCCAACGACUGCGGUCACACAUGCCAGUCUCCACAAGACCUUUACAAGGGGGCUCCUCUGAAACCAAGAAAGGAAAUGAACUUUGAGGAGGUUCUCCUUGGCCAUCUGGAGGUGCACUGGUCCUGCAGGUUCAAUAUCUCAGCUGAGCCUGUGGUCUACAUCCUGCAGACAAGGUGGAACUUUGGCAUUCAACCCAAUGAUGAUGCUGCUGUUUCCUGGCAUGUGGUUACACAGACCACAGAGCACAAAGCCCGUUUGAACGACAUCCGACCUGGCCGCUGGUACCAGUUCAGAGUUGCAGCUGUCAAUACUCAGGGAACUCGAGGUUUCACCACUCCUAGUCGACACGUUCGUUCCAGCAGAGAGCCGUCUCGUCCUCCCGCACCAACUGAGCUAAAAGCGACCAACAUAACCUUUGCUUCGGUCGACUCGGUGAGGGUCACACUACACUGGAGCAUGCCUGGAGACCUCGAUGUCCCUGUUCACCACUACAGGGUCAGCUGGAGCUGGACUGCUAUUGGUCAACCCUCCAUUUCCUCCUUAGCCAAGAGGAGGAAACUAGUCAGUGAGAGGUGGGCCAUCCUAGAGGGCAUGCGGUCCAACCGGACGUAUUCCGUGAAAGUACAGGCUGUAUCCUACUUUGAGCAAAUCCAGCUGAAAGGACCUCGAGCUAUCGUACACGUCAGCACUCAGCUCAAUGCAAAGGCCCAACUAAAAUCCUCCGCGGCUGACAGCAUUCAUGUGGGGACACCGUUCUUUCAAAAUGGACAGCUUCAGGUUCACAUUUACUGGCAGAGCAGCACAGACCCUUCAGUUGAAUACUACAAAAUCCAGUGGGUGCCAGAGUAUUGUGAGCACAAACAAAACACAGUGAGAGAGAAGACCAGCACACAGGAAACCUUCGCCACCCUGCAGGGUUUGCUCUUCUCCUGUAAAUACAAAGUCUUACUGCAGCCUGUCAGCAGGACCAGUCGGCCGCUAUCCAGGAGCAUCUGUUUCCGGACGCCUUCCUGUUCUGCCAUCCAAGCCAAGAGUCCAAAACCCAUGGCCUGUAAUGGAGAAAGACUGACUCCUCAGACGGCUUUGAUUGAGCCAACCAACCUGACUGUUUCCUUCAAGCUACGUGGUGGUAACCUGUCUGCCAUGUUUAACUGGGAUGUGUCAGCUGGACCAUCUCGACGUCAUCUAACUGGCUAUCAGGUGACUCUGGUGGAGAUCACGUCAACCAGCCAAUAUGACCAAUCCCAGAUCUUAACCCCGGACAUUAAUGUUCUGGAAGUUUCUGACCUACACCCUGGCAGUGUCUACAAGUUGGAUGUCCAGGCCCUCACUGCAGAUGGUGAAAGUCCAGCCAUCAGCAGAACCUUCCAGACUCCAGGAUUCCAACAUGUGUUAAGGCAUAGAAAAUAUGAGUGAUAAUCCAGCAAGAUGGGCAACAUGGCAACAAUUAGCCAGCCACUGACCUGACAACCAAUUGUAAUGCAGGACAUAGUCUCCCUAGUUCUAAGGGUGACCUUAAGUAUAAGCUCCAGAAAUGCAACAGUCAAAUAAUUUCUUCCUUCCAUCUUUCCAAGUUGAAUAGCUUAUAUCGUAAAACGGUGAAUGAUAGUUCAUGUUAAUUAUUUCUAAGUUGUGUAAAUUAUGUACAUAAUAUUUUCCAUCUAGAUGUGUCCACUAAACCUUGGGAUAGCUAUUGUACAGAUUCAGUAGAGAACCAAAUAUAUCCUAUGCCCACGUUUAGUGCAUGCAUUCUAGGA
Syngnathus acus (greater pipefish) is the source of this 3977-nucleotide messenger RNA. Its product is annotated as anosmin-1-like. Gene Ontology annotation, molecular function: peptidase inhibitor activity; protein binding. The record is from RefSeq and is a predicted model, not a curated record. Gene Ontology annotation, biological process: neuron differentiation. The coding region runs from base 1678 to 3636 and encodes 652 amino acids. Gene Ontology annotation, cellular component: extracellular region; cell surface. The transcript has 16 exons. NCBI's taxonomy places the organism in Eukaryota, Metazoa, Chordata, Actinopteri, Syngnathiformes, Syngnathidae.